AUGGUUCGAGAUAAAGAUAUCAUAUGCAUUCAGCCUGGAAAUGCUUGUUUACAUAUGCAUAUUAGUGAAUCAUUUGCUCUCAGAGCACUCGAAAUUUUUGAUUUAACUAGAAUAGUUUAUGUCGAUGAUAUUCUUUUUAUUGUAGAAGCCUAUUGUCGAAAGCGACAGUUGGUGCCAAAUAUUGAAAAACAUAAAGAAAUUUUAAAAACAACCAUUUUAGAUAGGCGAAUUUAUAAUGUUCGAACAAGCUUUUUCUCUUGUACUCUUAUACUAGAAGAUCCAGACUCUUGUACCUUGAAUGAAACAUAUGUUGAUCUCGAUGCGUUAUUAGGACCUAUUUAUUCUACGCGAGGGAUUAAAAGAAAGGGUCAACUAGUGCUAUCCGAUAGUGAGAAUAGUGAUUUGGAAGAACAUUCUCAUGAACAGGACGAUCUUUGGCAGCCGGGUGCAGGCUCUUCUUCAAAGAAGAACGACAAGAAAGAUAAUAUUUCUGCUGAAAAAGAAGAACUUCGAAGAAAAUUUCUUCAUAUAAAAGAUGAACAUCAUAUCACCGAUUCAGCUAUAAAAGCUAUGUACAAAUUUUUUCGAGAGACCAAAGAAGCUUUUUAUUCAAUGGCAGAGCUCGAACAAGUACGAAAUGAAGCUAAUAGAAAAAUUCCUUUGACAUUCACAAAAGAUUCGACUUACGUGCCAUUUGAAUUUGCUCUACGAACUGCUGUUUUUGUAGCUAAAAAGUUUCGUUCCGAUCUUUUAUAG
Messenger RNA from Rotaria sp. Silwood2, 756 nucleotides. Lineage: Eukaryota; Metazoa; Rotifera; Eurotatoria; Philodinida; Philodinidae. The record is from the annotation of a GenBank genome assembly.